Molecule: messenger RNA, 2149 nt
Organism: Scomber japonicus (chub mackerel)
Lineage: Eukaryota; Metazoa; Chordata; Actinopteri; Scombriformes; Scombridae
Gene: prepl
Product: prolyl endopeptidase like
Exons: 15
Coding region: 83-2149 (688 amino acids)
Biological process (GO): proteolysis
Cellular component (GO): cytoskeleton; Golgi apparatus
Molecular function (GO): serine-type endopeptidase activity
Source: RefSeq, a predicted model, not a curated record
GUCUGCUCGGUUAGGCUUUCGGUGCCAGUUCAGCGCCUGUGAAUGGACCAGAUGUCUCACCUUGUCCGUCCAGCGCUGCUACAUGUCGGACACUCCAGACUCAGUCAAAACGGUUGAUCAUCUGAGCUCUGGACUUGAGAGAUACAAGGAUUUGCAGAAGUACUUCAACAGGAGACUGAAGGCAACAUACCACAGGUUCUCCAACAUACCUGAUCACUCAGUGGUGUGUGGACGUCAUCAUGUGUAUUUCAUUAAAGGAGACGGCAUCUACAGAAUGGACAAGAGACAAGAGAGUGAGCUGGAGUUGGAGCAAGUACUAGAUCUGGAACAAGUCUCUGGAGGGGAGGUGAAGACAGGACCUGAGAAGGAAGAGAGGAAGCAGAGUUUUCAGUGGACCGUCCAGAGAAUACGUCUGUCCCCACAGGAGGAGCAUCUUGCUGCCACUCUAAAGACUACUCACACAGAAGAGCUGAGGUGUGUGGUUGUGAGGCUAGGAAAAAGAAAUUCCUUUCCUCUGCAUCCGCCUCACGUCAUACUCACACUGGACAAAGUCUUCAGCUUUGAGUGGGCCACUGAUGAGGUAUUGUUUUACUCAACUCUGGAGGGUCUACGCUGCAGUAAGGUGUUUCGUCUGGAUCUAACCCCUAGUGAAGGCAGGAUAACCUCUGUUUAUGAGGAAACACAGCCCAAUGUGUUUGUGGACGUUGCCCUUUCCAGAGACCGGCAGAUACUAACCAUCAACUGCAACAGCAGGACCAGUUCAGAGGUGCUAUUUAUUGAUAUAACAGCAUCCAGUUUGGAGCCCUUUCUGGUUCAGCCACGCCAGCUGGACCUCCUGUACCAUGUGGAGCACUGGAGAAGGUGGCUGAUUAUACUGGCUAAUACAGGGCCUGGGCAGGAGUAUCAGGUGGUACAGGCUCCUCUCUCAGAGCCAUCCAUGGUCUCGUGGGAGCCUUUGUUUUCCCCCAGCCCUGGCACUGCAGUCAAAGACAUGGAUGUGGUUGGAGACCACUGUGUGUUGGUUGCAAGAACACCAGCCAAUGAACUUGUACUGAUCGUGAUCCCGAUGACCCAACCCGAGGGGACAUACACUGCAAAGCUCCCCCCUUGGGCCUGUGCCAUCGAAAACAAAAGACCAGGCUUGGCAGACAAACGCAGUGUGUUCGAGUUCCUGAUCUCAUCUCCAGUCCACCCCCCAGUGCCCUACUGUCUAUACCCUGGGGAUGGGCGCCUUUUAUCAUGCACUGAAGAUGGGCCCUCCCCAGAGAAACAUGGCAAUUAUAUCACCACACGCAUGGAGGCCUGCAGCCAAGAUGGUACCUUGGUGCCAGUAACAAUGUUUCAUGCAGCACCUGUGGAGUGUUUGAGACAGACGCCACUGCUGGUUCAUGUCUACGGGGCUUAUGGCCGGGAUGUCAACAUGGACUUCAGCCCAGAGAAAAGGAUGCUGCUGGAGCAGGGGUGGGCUCUGGCCUACUGUCACAUCAGAGGUGGAGGAGAGCGGGGUCUGUCAUGGCAAAGACAGGCUCGUGUGGAGGGGAAGCAGAGAGGAGUGGAGGACCUCCAAGCCUGCCUCCAUCACCUCUUCUCAUGGGGAGUUUCAUCUCCCUCACUUACUGUCUUUACAGCCAGCAGUGCUGGAGCUGUGGCAGUGGGGGCGCUGUGCAACAGACACCCACACAAGAUGCGGGCCAUCACACUGCAGGCUCCUUUCCUGGAUGUGUUGGGAACGAUGGAGGAUCCCAGCCUGCCUCUAACCUUGGAGGAUAGAGAAGAAUGGGGGGACCCUGUGGGAAACCCAAAACACAAACAAGCCAUCGCCUCCUACUGUCCCCUUCACAACAUUACCCCUCAGCAUUACCCAUCGAUGCUGCUGACAGCCUACAGUGAUGAUACCAGGGUGCCUCUGGCAGGUGUCCUAAAAUACACAGAGCAACUGAAGAAAGCCAUUCAUUCACACAUCACAAUAAAGCCAAAGUCAGAAUGUGAACCAGCAUCAAACAUAGUUCUGAAUAUUCAACCUGGAGCAAAUCACUUCGGACCAGAAGACUUCGAGCUGAUGCUGGAGGAGGAAGCCCUGAAGCUAGCAUUUCUCUACACAGAGCUGGGUCUGGAUCCUCCUCGACCUUCACGCAAGAGGAGGAGAUAG